CCUACUCAUUAUUCCGCACUUUCUACCAAUUAUUCUUCAGUGGGAUUCUACGUAUAAAAAGCUCGGGCGCGCAACGAUCUUAAUAUGGCAGAGGUCUCGCAGCCACCCGCAGAAACCCAAGCUCGGCAAAUCACAUAUUGUGGAGUUUGCACAUUGCCUCCAGAGUACUGUGAAUUUGGCGGAACGGCGAAGAAAUGUCAGGAGUGGCUGAAAGAUAACCGGUUGGAAGAGUACCAGCGGUUAUACUCUGAUGAAGCUAUAAGUGCAAAUCUCUCCACUCUGUCAGUCUCCGUUCAAGAGCGCGCAGCCAAGGAUGCCGCAAAGAAGGAAGCGAAGGCGGCGGCGGCGGAAGCGCGGGAUGCAGAGCGUCGAGCGACAUCUAAGGUCCAGAUCAAGCGUGUCGAGCGGAACAAGCGCAAACAUGUCAGUGUUGUUACAGGACUCGAAGUCUACGGAUUAGAGAAUAAGAAGGUGGCCAAGGAGCUGGGAAAGAAAUUUGCAACAGGUUCGUCCGUCACGAAGUCUGCUUCUGGCAUUGAGGAGAUCACAGUGCAAGGCGAUGUAUGUGAGGACAUCAAGGAAUGGUUAUUGGAAAACUAUGGGAAGGGAAUUUCGGAAUCUAAUAUCGAGAUUGUCGAGGAUAAAAAGAAGAAGAAGGGGACAGCUGAAGCUUAA
Molecule: messenger RNA, 675 nt
Organism: Aspergillus nidulans FGSC A4
Lineage: Eukaryota; Fungi; Ascomycota; Eurotiomycetes; Eurotiales; Aspergillaceae
Gene: tma22
Product: putative RNA binding protein Tma22
Exons: 4
Coding region: 85-675 (196 amino acids)
Biological process (GO): translational initiation
Cellular component (GO): cytoplasm
Molecular function (GO): translation initiation factor activity
Source: RefSeq, a predicted model, not a curated record